Belonocnema kinseyi is the source of this 5790-nucleotide messenger RNA. RefSeq names its product activating signal cointegrator 1 complex subunit 3 (gene obe). The record is from RefSeq and is a predicted model, not a curated record. The coding region runs from base 55 to 5790 and encodes 1911 amino acids. Lineage: Eukaryota; Metazoa; Arthropoda; Insecta; Hymenoptera; Cynipidae. Gene Ontology annotation, molecular function: ATP binding; ATP hydrolysis activity; nucleic acid binding. The transcript is spliced from 27 exons.
GUCGAAAAGAGAGAAUGAACGUGAUAAUAAGUUGAAACUUAAAAGAAGAUAAACAUGCGUGAAUUACCGAGAGUAACUCGGUCUUUGCGAGCCUUCACAGACUUGGGACGAUCAAGGAAAUGUUUACGUCAGGAGCCGAAUGACAUUUUGGCAAAACGGCAGGAACAGACCGAAAUUUUUAAAAGAGGUCCCGGUUGGCACGAUUUUUUAAAUCGUGUACCCGACGAUGUUGCAUCCUUGCUCAAUAAAGUGCAUCAUUUAACGUCAAAAAUAUGUGAUGAUCAAUCAUCAGAAGUUAUAAACGAAAUAACAAUUUUCGCACUUCGAUUAUUGAUUCACGAAAGAGUAGUUAGCCAAAAAAGUUUAAAAAUUUUACGGCAAAUCCUGGGAUCAGUAACGUCUCAAUUUAUUGAUGAAGUAAUGCAGGUGAUAAGCAAAAUUAGAGAGAACUUAUCUCCAGAUGAUAUAGACUAUCUUCUAUGUUCUGAAGAUGGGAAAAUUUCGGAAGAUGAAUCAAAUAUUUUUGGCACGAAAAUUCAGUAUUACGAAGCCAAACCUUCCUGGCCAGAUACUGAAAAACUGCACGAUAUGUCCAAACAAACUAAUAAUGAACAUCUGGACAAGUUUUCGAUGUCUUUGAAUAAUGAUGUCAUAUCCGUUAAAAAAUCUGAGUUUGAUAAGGCACGCUUUUCUAAGGGGAUGAAAAAGUGUUAUCAAAAAUAUUGUGUUGAAAUGAGCUAUGAUGAGUUUGCGACUAUGAUCACAAACAAAUUGAAGACUUCCGGAUCCUCCCUUCAAAAUGAAUUAUUUGAUUUGCUGGGCUACGAAAAUAUCGACUUUAUUGAAUACAUAAUCGAGCAUCAAAAAACAGUCCUGGCUUAUUACAUGAAUCAAAAAGCACCGAGAAACUUUAAUAAUGAACAACCUCAAUUAGCAUGUCAAGUAAUUGUGCAAUCGGAGAAAGAAAAACAGUUGAUGAAACAGGUGCGAAAGGAGGAAAAGAAAUUGCAAAAGGUAGCCGGUAAAUUUGAUGGACUAAAUGAUGGUGAAGAAGAGGUUUUCGAUCCGAUUGAGCUUCGUCUGAGACGCCAGGAGGCUUUAACAGCUAUGCGUGCACCAAUUUUUCCGCCACCCAAAAAGUACUAUGGAAAUCAGGUUGUUCGUGAAAAAUUUCCAUUUGUUUUCGAUUCAAAGCUGACCUCGAAAUCUUGUGCAGGAUUUGUCUCGGGAGCAAAAAUAAUGCUACCAGAGAAUGUCAAGAGACAGGAUUCUGACUUGUGCGAAGAGGUUCAUAUACCUGUUCCAACUUUAGAACCGCUCAGUGUUGGUAAUGAUCCGGUUUUUGUAUCAUCAUUAGACAAGGUUGGCCAAAUGGCAUUUCAGGGUAUAAAAACACUGAAUCGGAUACAAAGUAUAGUAUUCGAUGCUGCUUACCACACGAACGAAAAUUUGCUCAUUUGUGCGCCAACUGGAGCUGGAAAGACAAAUAUUGCUAUGCUCGCAGUCGUGCAUCAGCUAAAGUUACAUAUUGAAAAUGGAGUUUUACAGAAAAACUCAUUCAAAAUUAUAUACAUCGCUCCCAUGAAAGCCUUGGCUGCAGAAAUGACGGCGAAUUUCAGAAAGAGACUGGAAUGCUUAGGUGUAUCGGUAAAGGAAUUGACUGGUGAUAUGCAACUGACAAAGAGUGAAAUAAUGCAAACACAAAUGAUUGUAACAACUCCUGAAAAGUGGGAUGUUGUGUCAAGAAAAGGUACCGGAGACAUUGCCCUCACGAGUAUCGUAAAAUUGCUGAUUAUUGAUGAAGUUCAUUUGCUGCACGGGGAUCGUGGGCCUGUUGUGGAGGCCGUUGUUGCUAGAACUUUGAGACAGGUCGAGUCUUCGCAAAGUAUGAUUAGAAUCGUAGGUCUCUCGGCUACCUUGCCCAACUACGUGGACGUCGCACGAUUCUUGAGAGUAAAUCCCUACAAAGGUUUAUUCUAUUUUGAUUAUCGAUUUCGACCAGUGCCUCUGAGUCAAACUUUCUUUGGCGUCAAAGCCAUGAAACCGCUUCAACAAAUGGCAGAUAUGGACACUGUCUGCUACAACGAAGUUGUAAAUAUGGUCGGAAAGGGUCAUCAGGUGAUGGUGUUUGUUCACGCCCGAAACGCGACAAUUCGUACAGCAAAUGUCUUGAAGGAAAUGGCCCUGCAAAAUGGGACUCACACAUUAUUUUCUCCAGAAGGCAGCAGAUCUAAAUUGAAUCAAAGAACUUUUGGAAAAGCUCACAACAAGCAUCUUGAAGAACUUUUUUCGUACGGAUUUUCAGUUCAUCAUGCCGGCAUGUUACGCAGCGACAGAAAUUUGGUUGAGAGACUUUUUUCUGAGGGAGCAAUCAAAGUGUUGGUUUGCACUUCUACGUUAGCCUGGGGUGUAAAUUUACCAGCCCAUGCAGUUAUUAUCCGCGGUACGGAGAUAUACGAUUCGAAACAUGGAACAUUUGUGGAUUUGGGAAUCCUUGAUGUCCUGCAAAUUUUCGGCCGAGCUGGAAGACCACAAUUCGAUACAUCUGGUCAUGCAACAAUUAUAACUUCUUACAAUAAAUUGUCCCAUUAUCUCUCUUUGCUGACUAAUCAAUUCCCGAUUGAGAGCAGUUUCAUCAGCCAUUUAGCGGACAAUCUAAAUGCCGAGAUUUCUUUGGGAACAAUUUCCAACGUAGAAGAAGCUGUUGAAUGGUUAAGUUACACGUACCUUUUUGUACGAAUGAGACUCAAUUACCAUGAAUAUGGAAUUGAGCGACGAACAAUUGAGGAGGAUCCAAAUUUGGAAUGCAAGCGAAAGGAACUUAUCGAUUCAUCGGCGAAAGCGCUCGAUAAAGCCAAAAUGAUUCGUUACAAUGCGCGCACUGGAGAUCUCAGUGCCACCGAUUUAGGCCGUACAUCAAGUCACUUUUAUCUCAAGUAUUACACAGUCGAAAUGUUUAACGAACUGAUGAAACCCGUGAUGACCGAAGCCGAUAUUCUGGGAAUGAUUUCUCGCUCUCAUGAAUUUGAGCAAUUAAAGGUGAGAGACGAUGAAAUGGAUGAAUUGGAUGAACUGCAUAUGAAUUAUUGCGAGGUGAUUGCUCAAGGAGGAGUCGAAAAUAUUCAUGGAAAAGUGAACGUUCUCAUCCAAACUUAUUUAUCAAGGGGACGAAUAAAGUCGUUUUCACUAAUCUCUGAUCAAGCUUAUAUAACUCAGAAUGCUGUUCGAAUUUGCAGAGCUUUAUUUGAAAUUGUCCUGCGAAUGACCAAUGCAAUAAUGUCUGGUCGUCUUCUUGAAAUGGCUAAAAUGCUGGAAUUACAACAGUGGGAUCACAUGAGUCCUCUGCGUCAAUUUUACUGCUUACCAGCAGAAGUCAUUGAAAAACUGGAAGAGCGAAAUCUCACCGUCGAGAGAUUAAAAGACAUGGAUGUUGGAGAAAUUGGUAAUAUUUUGCGUAAUCACAAAGUAGCGGCACUGCUGAAGAAAUGUUGCGAAGAAUUUCCAGAAGUGGAAAUCGAGGCGAAUUUGCAACCUAUCACGCGAACAGUUUUAAGAAUCCGUUUGAAAGUCGCUCCACGAUUUCGCUGGAAUGACCGAGUUCAUGGAAAAACGUCCGAAGCUUUUUGGUUGUGGAUUGAGGAUCCGGAUAAUAAUGUGAUUUAUCAUUACGAAUAUUUUAUCGUGACUAGGAAGAGUGUUUACAGUAAUACAGAGCAGGAAUUAGUGAUGACUAUCCCACUAUCGGAACCACUUCCGUCUCAGUAUUUGGUUAAAAUAACAAGCGACCGCUGGCUCGGCUGCGAAGCGGUUCAUCCUUUGUCAUUCAAAGAUCUCAUUCUCCCCGAUAUUCAUCCACCUCAUACCGAUCUUCUCUGUUUGCAACCACUGCCUGUCUCAGCAUUAAAGGAUUCGCGAUUUGAGAAAUUGUACAAAUUUUCCCACUUCAAUCCGAUACAGACUCAAAUUUUUCAUUGUCUCUAUCAUACCGAUAACAAUGUUCUCCUUGGAGCUCCGACAGGGUCUGGAAAAACAAUUGCCGCGGAGAUCGCUAUGUUUCGAGUGUUUAAACAAUUUCCGGAUCAAAAGGUGGUGUAUAUAGCGCCGUUGAAAGCUUUAGUCAGGGAACGAAUCAAAGACUGGAAAGUGAGAUUGGAGCAACAAUUGGGAAAAACCGUUGUUGAAUUAACCGGCGAUGUAUCGCCUGAUAUCAGACAAAUUUCAAAUGCAAGCGUGAUUGUAACGACGCCGGAAAAAUGGGACGGUAUUAGCAGAAGCUGGCAAACGAGAAAUUAUGUGCGUAAAGUCGGUCUGAUCAUCAUUGAUGAGAUUCAUCUUUUGGGCGAGGAUAGAGGCCCAGUGCUUGAAGUGAUUGUCUCUCGAACAAAUUUCAUCGCAUCUCACACAUCGAGAACUUUGAGAAUUGUCGGCCUCUCGACGGCCCUGGCGAAUGCAGUCGAUUUGGCCGAUUGGCUCGGCAUUAACAAGAUGGGUCUCUACAAUUUCCGACCGUCCGUAAGACCCGUACCAUUGGAAGUUCACAUAAGCGGCUUCCCCGGGAAACACUACUGUCCCCGAAUGGCAACCAUGAAUCGACCAACCUUCCAAGCAAUCAGGCAACACGCCCCUUGCAGUCCCUCUCUAGUUUUCGUCUCAUCUCGCCGACAAACGAGACUAACAGCCCUGGAUUUGAUCGCCUAUCUCGCCGCGGAGGACAAUCCAAAGCAGUGGCUUCACAUGCCCGACGACGAGAUGGACACAAUUCUGAAUAAUGUGAAAGACGCCAAUUUGAAGUUGACACUUGCUUUUGGCAUUGGACUUCAUCAUGCCGGUCUCCAGGAUCGCGACCGGCGAACCUGCGAGGAACUGUUUGUCAAUAAUAAAAUUCAAGUUUUGAUAGCCACCGCGACUUUGGCAUGGGGUGUGAAUUUCCCGGCGCAUUUAGUCGUCGUGAAGGGAACGGAAUUUUACGAUGGAAAAGUUAAACGAUAUGUGGACAUGCCAAUCACUGAUGUUUUACAGAUGAUGGGCCGAGCUGGUAGGCCCCAGUUUGACGAUUCGGGCGUGGCGGUUGUCCUUGUUCACGAUAUCAAGAAAAACUUUUACAAAAAGUUCCUCUACGAUCCGUUUCCGGUUGAAAGUAGCUUGCUCGAAGUCCUGCCGGAUCAUGUGAAUGCGGAAAUAGUUGCCGGCACGAUCAAGAAUAAACAGGAAUUUUUGGACUAUCUCACGUGGACCUACUUUUUCCGAAGACUGAUGAAAAAUCCGAGGUAUUAUGAUUUGGAUGCUUUGGAGACGGAAAAUAUUAAUCGGUAUCUCUCGCGACUGGUCGAGGGCACUUUGAAAGUCCUCACUGAUUCGCAUUGUACACUUUUUGACGAGGAAGAACAAGUCUUAGUCCCUCUUCCGAUGGGCAGAAUAGCUUCAUUUUACUAUUUGUCACAUCAAACGACUUUGAUGUUCAAAGAAGCGUUAAAAGACAAUCUGUCUGUUGAGCAGUAUCUAAGAAUUAUGUGUAAUGCCCACGAGUACGAUCAAUUUCCCGUAAGGCACAACGAAGAUCUACUGAAUGAGGAACUAGCAAAAUUGUGUCGAUAUCAAGUUGAUCGGCUUACCUACGAUUCUCCAAACACAAAAGCCUUUCUGCUCAUGCAAGUACACUUUUCAAGACUGCCGGUACCUUGUGCGGAUUACACUACUGAUCUCAAAUCUGUACUGGAUCAGUCAAUUAGAAUUCUGCAGGCAAUGAUAGAUAGAUAUUUAUUUAUUUUUCAAAUUUCUCUACUUAUCUAG